AUGUCCUUGAGCAGACUGAGUGAAUUGCCGGUGGAGAACGAUGGUCCUGACCUCACGAUGUCCGACCCUGACAGCCACUCGUCCCGGUCCCGGAACGCGUAUGAUUUUAUGCGCAGGCAAGGCCAUGAUACCGACCCCACGGCUCAGCGUUGGAAUGCUGCAAUUCGUCUGGCGAAUUUCACCUCCGCUGAAACGUCCCCGUUUUGUGUAUGUCAUCCCGGCCCCUUUUUCGAAUACUCGGUUGUUGACGCCUCAGACCAGGUUUCGAGUAUCGGUAGCUUGAUAGAUCAUCUUGUCCGCCAACGAGCUGCCAGUGACUUUGACGGCGAUGGAAUCAAUGACCUGGAUAUCCGCGACAUCCAAACCUUAGCGGUUGACCAAGUUAUGCAUAUCAACUCAGAUGCAUUGCUCUCUCUUCAGGUUUUCGAGACUGAAAGUCACGCCUCGGUUCACUCGGACAAAACCAAGGAGGGACUUUCCCUUUACGGGAUUCUGAAUAGCACGAAAACCAACCUUGGUAGACAACUUCUCCGCACCUGGCUGCUCCGACCUUCCUUGUCAAUCUCCACCAUAACGUCUCGGCAAGAUGCAGUUGCUUGUUUUAUGCGGCCAGAGAACAUCACCACUGCCAACCUCAUGCAUAAUCAUCUGAAGGGUAUCAAAAAUAUGCCCAAGAUUCUCAAAGCUCUCACAUCUGGCCGAGCCCAACUCUCGGACUGGCAAGGUUUCGUAAAGUUCACAUUCCACACGACCAUGCUUCGUGACGCACUUUCUGAGUUACAUGGAGCAGCUGACGUGCAGAUUGUGAAGAAGCUUAUUUCGGCCCUGGAUGUUGCGACGUUCAAAGAAACCGGGGGCAAGGUUAACGAUACGAUCGAUUGGGAAGAGUCAACUAACGCUGAGCGCGUCUGUGUAAGACCUCGAAUUGACGAAGAACUCGACAACUGGAAGCACGCGUACCAUGGAAUUGACUCAGUCUUGUCAACUGUGGCAGAGCAGAUUUCGCAGACUGUCUCGCCUGACAUUGCUCCGUCUCUCAACGUGGUCUACUUUCCACAGUUAGGUGAAUGUUUAACCGCAUAUGCCCUGAUUGGUCACUCAACGCAAAUCCAUUAG
Messenger RNA from Coprinopsis cinerea okayama7#130, 1116 nucleotides. RefSeq names its product mutS 5 family protein. The record is from RefSeq and is a predicted model, not a curated record. The transcript has 8 exons. Gene Ontology annotation, cellular component: nucleus. Lineage: Eukaryota; Fungi; Basidiomycota; Agaricomycetes; Agaricales; Psathyrellaceae. Gene Ontology annotation, molecular function: mismatched DNA binding; ATP binding; ATP-dependent DNA damage sensor activity. Bases 1 to 1116 code for a protein of 371 amino acids. Gene Ontology annotation, biological process: chiasma assembly; mismatch repair.